CACCGCAGGCUCACACAUUUUAACAGAUUAUUUUCGAUUUUUAAUUAUUUUAAACACCUAUCUGUCUAUCUAGAAUUCAGAAAACGGAAGUUAAGCUUGAUCAGCGAUCUCACAGCGCCGACAACUGUUGACAGCCGUGGCUGCCCGAUCUGCGCCCCCUGCUCAGUGUGCAGUGCGCAUGCGCGGCACAAAUCGGGCAGGGGGCACAGAUCGGGGAGUGACAUCCUCCAGUCUGCGCUGAUGGCCGAAGGGGGAGAAAGAAAGGACCUCCUGCUUCGUGUCUUCUCCUGCUUUGGGUAGUCAUCUUGCAACAAGGUUCAAGAAUUUACUUAAACAGAUGCAUAAACAUCUCCAUUAGGAAUUCCUCCCACUGUGCAAAAAAAGGAGUGUAAUUUAAACAUGGUGUCUAAAAGCUCCGGUUCUCAGAAAACAACCCCUGCUUCCACUGGUAAUGGAACAACUAACAGGACGAAACAAACGAGUCAAGUGAAAAAGAAGGAAUCACAUCAGUGCCCUGAAUGCGGGAAGAAUUUAACUACAAAGACUGGUCUCAGAAUACACCGGCGGAUUCACACUGGAGAGAAACCGUAUCAGUGCUCUGAGUGCGGUAUAAGUUUUAAAGCACAGAGUUGCCUUCAAGUACACAAGCGCCUUCACACUGGAGAGAAACCGUAUCAGUGCUCAGACUGCGGGAAGAGGUUCAAUAGCAAGGGUAGUCUAAACAUACACGAGCGCGUUCACACUGGAGAGAAACCAUAUAAGUGCUCAGAGUGUGGAAAGUGUUUUACAGUACAGAGCAGUCUGGAUGAACACCAGUACGUUCACACUGGAGUGAAACCGUAUCCGUGCCUAAAGUGUGACAAGAGCUUUCCUAGACUAAGUAGUCUUUUAGAUCACGAGCGUAUUCACACUGGAGAGAAACCGUUUCAGUGCACAGAGUGUGGGAAGAGCUUUACUGUAAAAUGCCAUCUUAAACAACACAUGAGAAUUCACACAGGAGAGAAACCGUAUCAGUGUUCAGAGUGCAAGAAGAGCUUUGCUAGGCAAAGCAGUCUCCAAACACAUCAGCUCAUUCACACAGGAAAGAAACCGUAUCAGUGUUCAGAGUGCAAGAAGAGCUUCGCUAGGCUACGCAGUCUCCAAACACAUCAGCGCAUUCACACUGGAGAGAAACCGUAUCAAUGCUCAGUGUGUGGACAGAGUUUUAGGGCACACAGUAAUCUAAUAUCACACCGAAGUACUCACACACAGUUGAGACCUCACGAGUGCUCGGAUUGUGGGAAAUAUUUUAAAGAAGUGCGAGCUCUUAAAAAACACAAGCGCAUUCACACUGGAGAGAAACCGUUUAACUGCACGUUGUGCGGAAAGAGUUUUACCACGCAUUCUCAUCUGAUAUCACACAAGCUCAUUCACACUGGUGAGAAACCGUUUCAGUGCUCGCUGUGCGAGAAGGCUUUUUCUAACAGCAGAGCUCUUACAAUACACAAACGUAUUCACACUGGGGAGAAGCCGUAUCACUGCUCACAUUGUGACAAGAGUUUUUUGAGGCGGCGUAGUCUACAAUCUCACCAGUACAUUCAUAAAGAAAUCAAACCGCAUCAGUGCACACAGUGUGAAAAGAGUUUUGUAAGAAAGCGUUGUCUCCAAAGACACCAGCACUCGCACACUGGAGAGAGGCCUUAUCACUGCACGGAGUGCGAGAAGACGUUUACUGCAGAGUUUCUCCUUGUACUGCACCAGAAGCGCAUUCACGCCAAAGAGAAAAAAUAUCACUGCGAAGAGUGCGCCAAGAGUUUUACGAAUAAGAAGAUUUUCAAAAACCACCAGCGCCUUCAUAUCAAAGAGAAGAAGUAUCGGUGCUCGGAGUGUGGGAAGAGCUGUACAAAUGUGAAGGAUCUCCAAAAACACCAGAGCCUUCAUGCCAGAGAAAAAAGAAUGCAUCGGUGCUCAGAGUGUGGAGAGAGUUUUACAGUUAAGAGGAAUCUUCUAAAACACCAGCGCCUUCAUUCUGCCGCAGAGAGCCAGGAAAGUUCAUCACCAUCAAACGAGAGUUCUGCAGAGGAGUGGGACGAAGACAGUUCGGACUAAAGGACAGAAUGUAGAAACUGCCAAUCUGAGCUCUGCAGUGCCUGGUGCUUUUCACAGCAACAGGGAAGAAAAUGAUAAAAGAGGAGAGACUGGCAGCUCAACGUCCUGAGAAAGAUCUCCAAAUACCUCUCACUCGUAAAUAUUCUUUAGUUUUUUAGUUUGUUUUUUAUUCCAGUAGUGAAGGAAUGAAAAAAAUAAAGAAUGUUUUUUUAAGUAUGUUAUAUAUAUAUAUGCAUUUUCUUUAUAUUUACUCUAUUUUUAACCUUAAAAUUACUUGUGUAUUUACAAAUUUUACGAUACCACUUUUGUUUUCCGAGUACACAACACUGAAGAUUUUAUUGUAUUCACUGUAAUAUUUACUUACUGAUUUUGGGUCAGUACAUGUCUAUAAUGAUAUAUGAAGGUACUUUUAUAUUUACCCUAUAUAUUUUCCUGGUGUAUUUUUUCUACUAUGCAUAUUUGUCACACUUACCUGUGAUACUUACCUGUUGUACAUUCCUGUAACUCUUGUGGGGCCCUAAAUUAGGAUAUUGAAGAUCAAUAUGUGUAAAUCCUCAUAUAUUAAGCGCACUCGGCCUUACAUGAACAAGUUCACUGAGUUUGCUCGUCCUCUGUCUGCUCUCCUUCUCUAACAAGCCUAAACCUGUACCAGGCACGUCCCGGAGGGAGGCAGCUGUAUAAGAUAACAGGCCAUAAUAUAACGCUUCUUAAUGGCUGGGGAGCAUAUCUCUAAGUUCAUUAAUCAGACCAGAUGUCCACAAACAGACCCUAGCUCAGUCUCCAAUUAUGGGAAUAAUGGCAUAAUGCCCAGAUACGUGACCGGAAGAACCUUCCUAAAGAUGAUCAUGUUUGGAAACAAUUAUGUUCAACUGAAAAAUGGUUAUAUAACAGUAAAAGGUGGAGCCUAAAGCCCCCACCUUUGUUCACCCAAAUACUGUAUAAAAAUGUGUGUAACCCUUUGUCUCAUCAGAAGACUGAAUCCUCCUGACUGAAGAACAAUAAAGAAUCAACUUAGAACAUCGGAAAGAAGUCUUCUCCUUUCUUUAAACCUGGGGCACUCGUCUGUUUUUAUCUUCUCUCUUUUGAAUUUAGAGCUUUACAUCGAUGCAUGACUAGAUAAUUUUUAAGAGUCUAUUUUAAACUAGCCCAGGCUUCCCUUUAAGGGAGGCCUAAGAGUCGUCAAAUAACGAACGACACUCUAUACCCACUGUAGUCCUGAAAGGUGGAGCUUGCUCUGUGAUUGGCUGAAUGAAUCAGGUAAAUCCUGGAAGAGACAGUAUAUGAAUUAGAGAAUGUUCGCACUGAAUUGCUGUAAAAAGGUAUUGUUUUUUUUUCUUUUCUCUUCUUUGUUUUUUGAGAUUGUUGAUAUUUCACAUUCUUAUUUUUGUAAUUGAUUUUUUUUAUUACUCACUUCCUUCAUAAGCUUUACAACUACAGACACAGGGCAAAUCAACAGGUACACUUUACAUUUUAAGAAUAUUUUUUUAAAGCAUAUCCAUAGAGUCAGAGUUGACACGAAACUAAAAUAAAAUAAUAGUUAAUAAAUAAAUGAGUAAAUCGGACACAUUUUUGAAUAUGGUGAAUGAUAUUAUACCCUGAAAUAUUGCUCCAUAUCACCCACCCCUAAUUAUCACAUCAGGGUUCUACUUUUUUACUGGUUUUAUCAAAAGAAAAAUCCACAGAGUUCUCAUUUCCCGUUCUAUAUUGUGGGGCCUAAAUUAGUGAUCAAUAUGUGUUAUAUUACCUCUAUAUUAGUAUACUUGGUUACAUAUGAAGAGUUCACUGAGUUCUGUUAAAACUCUGUCUAACCUCCUCUCGGAAAGGCCUGUACCGGUUCGUACCGGUACUUCUUAUUUUUCUGACUUAGAACUUUUGUUUUAACGCAAGAUUAGAUAGAUCGAGAGCUCUUUAAGCUAGCCCAGGCUUCCCUUAGGCCUUAGAAGAGUCGUGAAAAAUCACCACGACAAUAUCUACUAGAGACAGAUUAUAUCUGUCCAGUAUCAUUUAUUUUACUUUAAUACUGAAUAUAUGGAGAUAUUUUGAGUGCAUUUAUUAUUAUUAUUAGUAUCAUGAUAUUCUGGAUCAUUGACUUCUGUUACAAUUCUGAUAAAAUUUUUGUAUUUUUAAAAAUCUAAAAUGGGCUGUUCCAUAUCAUAUAAUAUUGUAUACAGUAAUAAAAUUGAAUUUUUAUUUUGUUA
Molecule: messenger RNA, 4286 nt
Organism: Astyanax mexicanus (Mexican tetra)
Lineage: Eukaryota; Metazoa; Chordata; Actinopteri; Characiformes; Acestrorhamphidae
Product: gastrula zinc finger protein XlCGF26.1-like
Exons: 4
Coding region: 400-2088 (562 amino acids)
Biological process (GO): regulation of DNA-templated transcription
Molecular function (GO): RNA polymerase II cis-regulatory region sequence-specific DNA binding; DNA-binding transcription factor activity, RNA polymerase II-specific
Source: RefSeq, a predicted model, not a curated record